AUGCGGCCCGCCCGUACUGCGCUCUGUCUGCGCCUGAUCUUGGCCCUGGGCCUGGCGCUCGUUGGCCUCAUGGCUGUGGGGUGGGCCUCGGCCCGGGCCCCCGUCUAUGUCAGCAGCUGGGCAGUGCGGGUGUCCCAGGGUUACCAGGAGGUCGAUCGCCUGGCGCGCAAAUUCGGCUUCGUCAAUUUGGGGCAGAUUUUCCCUGAUGGGCAGUAUUUCCAUCUGCGGCACCGGGGCGUGGUCCAGCAGUCCCUGACCCCGCACUGGGGCCACUGCCUGCGCCUAAAGAAAGACCCUAAGGUGCAGUGGUUCCAACAGCAGACAGUGCAGAGGCGGGUGAAACGCUCCCUGGUGGUGCCCACGGACCCCUGGUUCUCCAAGCAGUGGUACAUGAACAAUGAGAUGCAGUCAGACCUGAACAUCCUGCAGGUCUGGAGCCAGGGGCUGUCGGGCCAGGGCGUCGUGGUCUCUGUCCUGGAUGAUGGCAUCGAGAAAGACCACCCAGACCUCUGGGCCAACUACGAUCCCCUGGCCAGCUAUGACUUCAAUGACUACGACCCAGACCCUCAGCCUCGAUACACACCCAGCGAUGAGAACCGGCACGGGACCCGCUGUGCCGGGGAAGUGGCAGCAAUGGCAAACAACAGGUUCUGUGGUGCGGGUGUCGCCUACAACAGCCGCAUCGGAGGUGUGCGCAUGCUGGAUGGCACCAUCACCGACGUGAUUGAGGCCCAGUCGCUGAGCCUGCAGCCACAGCACAUCCACAUCUACAGUGCCAGCUGGGGCCCCGAGGAUGACGGCCGCACGGUGGACGGCCCAGGCAUCCUCACCCGAGAAGCCUUCAGGCGUGGCGUGACCAAUGGCCGAGGCGGGCUGGGCACCCUCUUCAUCUGGGCAUCAGGCAAUGGUGGCCUGCACUAUGACAACUGUAACUGCGACGGCUACACCAACAGCAUCCACACGCUUUCAGUGGGCAGCACCACCCAGCAGGGCCAUGUGCCCUGGUACAGCGAGGCCUGUGCCUCCACACUCACCACCACCUACAGCAGCGGUGUAGCCACGGACCCCCAGAUCGUCACCACAGACCUGCACCACCAGUGCACGGACAAGCACACGGGGACCUCAGCCUCCGCCCCACUGGCUGCGGGCAUGAUCGCUCUGGCUCUGGAGGCCAACCCGCUCUUGACAUGGAGGGACAUGCAGCAUUUGGUGGUCCGGGCGUCCAGGCCCGCGCAUCUGCAGGCGGAGGACUGGAGGACCAACGGAGCUGGGCGCCAAGUGAGCCACCACUAUGGCUACGGGCUGCUGGACGCUGCACUGCUGGUGGGCAUGGCUCGCUCCUGGCUGCCUACGCAGCCCCAGAAGAAAUGUGUCAUUCAUAUCGUGCACACCCGCACGCCAGCAGGAGAGGCCCUGGCCCCCAGCCCCAUCCUGCCGGUCAUGCAUGUGAGGAAGAACGUGUCGGCCUGCGCCGGCCACGCCAACUCCAUCCGUUCGCUGGAGCACGUGCAGGUGCAGCUGUCCCUGUCCUACAGCCGCCGUGGGGACCUGGAGAUCUCCCUCACCAGCCCCAUGGGCACCCGCUCCACCCUCGUGGCCAUCAGACCCUUUGACGUCAGCAGCCAAGGCUACAACAACUGGGUCUUCAUGUCCACCCACUUCUGGGACGAAGACCCGCGGGGCUUGUGGAUCCUGGGCCUGGAGAACAAGGGCUACUAUUUCAACACAGGGACGCUGUACCGCUACACGCUGCUGCUCUACGGGACAGCUGAGGACAUGACGGCGCGGCCCUCGGGCCCCCAGGUGACCAGCAACGCGUGCGUGCAGAGGGACACAGAGGGGCUGUGCCAGGAGUGCCACAGCCCCGCCUACAUCCUGGGCCACCUUUGCCUUGCCUACUGCCCACCAAGGUACUUCAACCACACCCAGCAGGCAGUGACUGCUGGAUCUGGGCGCUCAGCUGUGCCUGCCAUGCGGGUCUGCUCCAGCUGCCACUCGUCCUGUUACACCUGUCGAGGCAGCUCCCCGCUGGACUGCACUGCCUGCCCUCCGCAGUCCACGCUGGAUGAGCAGCAGGGCUCCUGCUCGGGACCCCACCCCACUGAGGCCCAUUCCCAGUCCACAGCGACUACCUGCCCUUGCCCCCAUGGCCCAGCCCAGGCUGUGGUAUUGUCCCUGCUGUCCCUGGCAUUUGGGACCCCCCUCCUCUGCCAUGUUCUCCUCGCGGGCUGCCUGCUGCCAUGGAUGGGCCCCCCUAGGACAGGGGCCCACUCUAGUCGCCAUUCCAGAACCCGCAGCAGGCUGGAACCCAGAGCCGGCUGACAAGGACAGCCAGCAUGCUCCUCGCUCGAGCCCUGAUGGGCACCCCCAUCCUACUGUCCAGACUGGCGCCCCAUAGGAACCUGCCCCGGGAGGGCCCUGGCAGCCUCGGAGGCACAGGCCAGGGGUGGCCACAUGGGAUCCUGCACCCCGGACUUGGCAAGUCAAGGUCAGAGAGAGAGAGAAGUCUCAUUGCAUAGUUUGGGUGGUGUGUGUGAGUGGGGGGCAACCAGGCGGGAGGCCGAUAUCCCGAUAUCCCUUCCCUGUCCCAGAGUGGAGGGAGGGAGAGGCGGAGCAGACGACACUGUACAGAGUUUCCUCUCGGGCACCUCAUCCUCUGACAGUGCAGAAUUUGCAAAUAAAGGUUGAACAGAA
Molecule: messenger RNA, 2694 nt
Organism: Capra hircus (goat)
Lineage: Eukaryota; Metazoa; Chordata; Mammalia; Artiodactyla; Bovidae
Gene: PCSK4
Product: proprotein convertase subtilisin/kexin type 4
Exons: 15
Coding region: 1-2322 (773 amino acids)
Biological process (GO): peptide hormone processing
Cellular component (GO): Golgi membrane; trans-Golgi network
Molecular function (GO): serine-type endopeptidase activity
Source: RefSeq, a predicted model, not a curated record